AAUUCAUGGACUUGUCCAAUUCCCUCCGCUUUUCUUCACCACCGUCAGCCCGCCACUUACCUCUCUCUAACCCUGAAGAAUAACAGUCCGUAGAAACACAGAAUUUGGGGAAGAUUGUCAGACUGCAGAGCUUGGGCGAACAGUUGAGAAUAAUUUCCAGGGUGGCCAUCAUCCAAAUUGGUGCUAAGAAUGGUUUCUGAAUUGAUUAAUGCUAAUCCCAUUGUUUAUGAGAAGAAGGAACGCCGAGCUGCUCGAAGUACACCGAUUGUGGAUGAAUAUGCAGUAGAACCAAUCGACCAACAAGAAAUAUUUGAUCAUCUUAGAGACAUAAAAGAUCCAGAGCAUCCUUAUUCCUUAGAAGAGCUGAAAGUUAUUACAGAAGAUGCCAUUGAAAUAGAUGACAAGCGAAACCAUGUCACUGUCACAUUCACCCCAACCGUUGAGCAUUGCAGUAUGGCAACCGUCAUAGGCUUAUGCCUGCGAGUUAAACUCAUGCGCUGCCUGCCUUCUCGUUAUAAAGUUGAUAUUAGAGUUGCACCAGGAAGUCACGCCACGGAAGCUGCAGUAAAUAAACAAUUGAAUGACAAAGAACGAGUUGCUGCAGCUUUGGAAAAUCCCAACCUCGUGGACAUGGUUAACGAAUGCCUCGCUCCAUCUUAUGAACCGUGAAGGGUAGGUUCUGUGCGAUUAUUCUCGAGCUCGCUUCCGGGGCUCCAUAAAAUUCCCUAUACUUUCUGUAGCCUGCUGAGUUUUAGUGGAUUAUUGCUUGUUCUUCCUUUCCUUUAUAUGAUGUUAUACUUUUACACCACUCUUGAUUCUUUCAGUUCAUUAACUUAAUAACUUCAGUAAAUGUUGCCAGGAUGUUAUUAACUGAGCAAAGUGCCUGUUUUUGUUU
Ipomoea nil (Japanese morning glory) is the source of this 895-nucleotide messenger RNA. RefSeq names its product protein AE7-like. The transcript is spliced from 6 exons. Bases 190 to 669 code for a protein of 159 amino acids. Lineage: Eukaryota; Viridiplantae; Streptophyta; Magnoliopsida; Solanales; Convolvulaceae. Gene Ontology annotation, biological process: iron-sulfur cluster assembly. The record is from RefSeq and is a predicted model, not a curated record.